GCGGCCGGUGUGAGUGUCAGCGAUGGCGGCUCAGGGGCUGAGGGGGGAGCGGGGCUCGGCGGUGCUGGAGCUGCCCCGCAGCCCGCGGUUGGUGUGCGUGGAGUACCCGGGGCUGGUGCGGGACGUCGGGGCCAUGCUGCGGACGCUGGGAGGAGAGCAGGGGGUGUCGCGGAUCUACGCCGACCCCGCCAAAAGGCUGGAGCUGUAUUUCCGCCCCAAGGACCCUUACUGCCACCCGGUCUGUGCCAAUCGCUUCCCCACCUCCACCGUGCUGCUCAAAGUCAGGAGGAGGACUAAGAAGAAGAAGAAGCAGCAGCAGUCAGACACUGAAGAACAAACCCAGCCAGAAGUCCAGUUUGAAAUGGAAAUUCUUGGGACUGUCACCACUCUUUACAAAUUUCAAGGAAUGUCUGAUUUCCAGUACCUGGCAAUGCACUCUGGUCCUGAUGGCAAACAAACCUCCAUGUAUGACAAAGUCCUAAUGCUCAAACCAGAGAAGGAAGAAUUUUUCAACAGGGAAUUACCCCUCUACAUCCCACCCCCCAUCUUCUCACGUCUGGACACUCCUGUUGAUUAUUUCUACAGGCCAGACAUUCAGCACAGGGAGGGAUACAACAACCCCCAGGUGUCUGGUGAGAACCUCAUUGGCCUCAGCAGGGCCCGUCGCCCCCACAAUGCAAUCUUUGUGAACUUUGAUGAUGAAGAAAUCCCCACAAAACCCCUGGAUGCUGCUGUGCAGACCUGGAAGAAAGUGUGCACCAGUCCUGUGGAUAAAAAGGUGGAGGAAGAGCUGAGAAAGCUCUUUGAAGUCCGCCCAGUCUGGUCCAGGAAUGCAGUGAAAGCCAACAUCAGUGUCCACCCAGACAAGCUGAAACUCCUGCUGCCAUAUCUAGCCUAUUACAUGUUAACAGGUCCUUGGAGAAGCCUGUGGGUGAGGUUUGGGUACGACCCCAGGAAACACCCUGAGGCCAAGAUUUAUCAAGUCCUGGACUUCAGAAUUCGCUGUGGGAUGAAAUAUGGUUAUGCCCCCAAUGACAUGCCUGUGAAAGCAAAACGCAGCACAUACAACUACAGCCUGCCCAUCACUGUCAAGAAGCCAGUAAGUCACACUGUCAGUGUGCAUGACCUGAAACAGGGGCUGGGUAUCUCUGCUGCAUCCAGUGCAAAAAAGCCUCCCUGCAGCAGGUAUAAACUGAAGGAAUCCAUCUACAUUUUCCGGGAAGGAGCCUUACCCCCUUACAGGCAGAUGUUCUACCAGCUCUGUGACCUGAACGUGGAAAGCCUCCAGAAAAUCAUCCAUCGGAACGACGGCGCAGAGUCGGAAUGCACAGAGAGGGAUGGGUGGUGCCUUCCCAAGACAAGUGAUGAGCUGCGAGAUACCAUGUCCCUGAUGAUAAAGCAGAUCAUCAGAUCCACAAGACCUGCUCUUUUCUCAAACACAACAAGCAGUGAAGAUGGCAAAGAGCAGAUGGCAUAUGAGUCUGGAGAGGAUGAGGAUGACGAAGAGGAGGAGGAAGAAGACUUCAAGCCUUCUGAUGGGAGUGAAAAUGAAAUGGAGACAGAAAUUCUGGACUAUGUGUGAACUCAGUGAGAGUUUGGCUGCUGCUGAACAGAAUCAUCUUCACUCUUGUUCCUUGAGAACUGAGGAGUCAGCAACCAUGGCCAGGCUGUAAGAAAGCAGAACUUGUACUAAGCUGGUGACAGCCUGUCUGCACUGACUGGUGCCUGCUGAUGGCUCUCAUUUGGAUGGUUGGGAGCCACUGCCUACAUUUUGAUAAUUGUUGGCUAAUGAGUCCUCAAGAAACCUCAACAAACUCUCAAGGAGGAGCCCAGGUAGCAAACAAGCUGGCAACACACCAGCAAAGAGGAGCAGUUGCAUUCCCAAACCUCUCCAUUUGUGGGAAAUGCACUGUGGCCAUGUGGAAAACAGUAAAGAUACCUGAGGAGGUGGAGGGUGAAGUGCUCCAGGAAUCCCUCAGGCAGAUGCUGCCCUUCUGCUUGUCUAAGAGGAAUGAAAAUACUGUGUCAUGACUUCAGCAGUGAGCAGUGCUGGAGAUCUUGAAAAUAAAGCUGGCAGGAGAACAUGCUUUCUGGCAGUGCAUGAUGAUUCCCCUCUGUGGGAUGUAGGAGGUGGUGUCCUUAUCAGCUGAGGCACUUCUCAAUUCUGACUUCCCCUGUAAUUAGCCAGGACUGAAGCAAGCAGGCAGUGGGGCAGAGCAUCCUGUCCAUAGACUUUGGCCACUCACUAUUCUGCCAUUGCUGGCUGGAUUGUUACCACCCAGUCAC
Molecule: messenger RNA, 2286 nt
Organism: Calypte anna (Anna's hummingbird)
Lineage: Eukaryota; Metazoa; Chordata; Aves; Apodiformes; Trochilidae
Gene: GTF3C5
Product: general transcription factor IIIC subunit 5
Exons: 11
Coding region: 23-1582 (519 amino acids)
Biological process (GO): transcription initiation at RNA polymerase III promoter
Cellular component (GO): transcription factor TFIIIC complex
Source: RefSeq, a predicted model, not a curated record